Messenger RNA from Lotus japonicus, 654 nucleotides. RefSeq lists its product as uncharacterized. The transcript has 2 exons. The record is from RefSeq and is a predicted model, not a curated record. NCBI's taxonomy places the organism in Eukaryota, Viridiplantae, Streptophyta, Magnoliopsida, Fabales, Fabaceae. The coding region runs from base 1 to 654 and encodes 217 amino acids.
AUGAGAGUAUUAACAAUUGUGGGAAUUGGGAUCACGGGUUUGGAAUUGGAGGUUGAGGUGGAGGAGGCCAUUGGUGGGGAGGGAGUUGCAGUGGUUGGCUAUGAUGCACCGAUGUUGUUGCCUCCAGAUCCUGUUUUCACCCGGGUAUGGAAGUCUGUUGCGCCCUCAAAUGUCAAGGCAUUUGCUUGGCGUGUUAUGCUGGGUAGGAUCCCUUGUCUUCAAAAUCUUUGGAAGCGCAACGUGCUUCGGUCUCAGGAAGAAGCAAUCUGUAAGGUGUGUUGUUUGGGUGUGGAGUCUUGUGAGCAUUUGUUGUUCUCAUGCCCGGUUUCUUUGGAUAUGUGGCGUCAGUGUUACUGGUGGUUGGGUGUUUAUACAGCACUGCCUGUGAAUCCCAGGGAACACCUACUGCAAUUUCAAUUUGGUGGUAACCAAAAACAACAAAGAGGUGCUGAUGCAAUUUGGCUAGCAGUUAUUUGGACGCUGUGGCUAAUUUGGAAUGACAUUAUUUUCAGGAAUGGCGAGGUGGAUUUAUCAGCAGCUUUGGAGAUGGUUAAAUGGAGAUCAUGGCUUUGGAUUAAACACAAAUCUAGUGGGUUGAGUUGUUCCUUAUUUGAAUGGUCUACUCAUCCAGUAAUUUGCCUGCAGGAAUUAUGA